AUGUUUCUCUCUCGUGCAGCCAAGCGGGCGUGCUGCCUCGACUCGCGUCUCCUGCCUCCGACCUUCCUGCUCCCUUUCACGGCGCAAUUGAGCAGCGUCUCACACACGACCGACUCAUCAAACACUCCCGAAGUCCUCCUCAAUUCCUCCGCCGCAAAAGUCGACACUCCUCCUAAGUCGACAACUACCACAUCCGCUCCUCCUUCGGCCAGUCAUGCCCCGGUAUCCGCACCUAAGCUACCGACACCCUCUCAAUCGCCUCCGGCCCUGAGUGAUUCUGUCCGCGAACUAUUGCCCGUACUCCGCGCCCAAGGUCCCCACUACAUCACUGCACACAUCUAUGAUCGUCCUUACCUCCUUACCGAGGGCGAUACUCUGCGUGUGCCAUUCCUCAUGCACGGUGUUCAGCCCGGCGACAUUCUGCGCCUGACACACGCCUCAUCACUCGGUUCGCGAGACCUCACCCUCAAGGCCGGCGCCCAACCUGCCAACUCUCGUUCACCCACCGCAUCCACCAUCUCGGUCGUUGAUCCCACACCUGGCAGCGUCUUGACCACCGAAAGCAGAAGGAUGCCUGACGGAGGCCACUUUGUGCCACAUCUGGCCAAGGGCAAGCACAUCUAUGUCGACGACAGACUAUUUGUCUGCAGAGCCACUGUCAUGGGUACCGAGGCUGAACCCAUGCGCAUCAAGGAGAAGACAAAGCGUAGACAAAGGAAGGUCAAGACAGUCAAGAGCAAGCACCGUUUCACUGUGCUCAAGAUCAAGGAACUGAGGAUAAAAGGCUUGGACGAGAUCGAGAGCGGUCUCGAUGCUUGA
Messenger RNA from Aureobasidium vineae, 819 nucleotides. The record is from the annotation of a GenBank genome assembly. Lineage: Eukaryota; Fungi; Ascomycota; Dothideomycetes; Dothideales; Saccotheciaceae.